This is a messenger RNA of Neltuma alba, 1679 nucleotides long. Its product is annotated as RNA polymerase II subunit 5-mediating protein homolog. NCBI's taxonomy places the organism in Eukaryota, Viridiplantae, Streptophyta, Magnoliopsida, Fabales, Fabaceae. Bases 93 to 1355 code for a protein of 420 amino acids. The transcript has 13 exons. The record is from RefSeq and is a predicted model, not a curated record. Gene Ontology annotation, biological process: negative regulation of transcription by RNA polymerase II; negative regulation of phosphatase activity. Gene Ontology annotation, molecular function: transcription corepressor activity; chromatin binding; phosphatase inhibitor activity.
GAACUUGGAAGACUCCACAUUGAAGGAAAAAAGGAGCCAAAACCAAAAAGUGGAGAAAGCAGACUGUAGUGCUAGCAGGGUUCGCGGUGCAAAUGGACGGUGCAGGCAAAGGGACAGUGACUCCGCUGGCCUCUCUCUUUCCGGUAGAGGAGGCUCAGAACGCUGCGAAGCGCGUGCAGGACGCGAUCGCUGAGAAGGAUAAGGAACUUGACCGUCUUCGAGGGUUUAUCGCGGACAACAAUAACCUCAUCAACCUUGUUCAGAAGCUCCCCGAAGAGCUCCAUCACGAUAUAAUGGUCCCGUUUGGGAAAGCAGCAUUCUUCCCGGGACGUUUGAUUCACACCAAUGAGUUUUUGGUUCUUUUAGGAGAAGGUUAUUAUGCGGAUAGAACGUCCAAACAAACCAUUGAGAUUUUGAGACGAAGAGGCAAGUCUUUGGAGUCCCAGGUUAAUUCUCUUGAGGCCAUUAUCAAGGACCAUAGAGCCGAGGCAUCAUUUUUCAGUGCCACAGCUUCUGAAGCGGCGGAGGGUCUUGUAGAGAUAAGGGAAGAUUACGUGGAGGAAAACUCAGUCAAACAGGAAUUUGAAUCUGGUCCACUGAAGCAAGAUGUUUCUGGUUUUGCUGGUGCUGAGAAAGAAAUAACUUCAGCUGAUGAUGAGGAAUUUACUCGCAUGAUGUCCAGGUUGGACGAACUAGAGGAGCAAGAGCUUGCUGCUGAAAGGGGUAAUCACGGUGAUGAAAACGAGGGAACUAUGAGUGAUUUUGAUGUGGCCUCAUAUCAGGGACCUAUUGAUGACAAUCUCCCAAAUUCAGAAGACAUCCAACGAACGGUGGAUCUGAAGCAGACUAAUGAUGUAACAACUAAAUUUCCUGAAGAGCAUAAGUAUCAAGAUGAUAUAGCUGAUUAUUUUGGAAGCCUUGCAUUGCAAUCUCAAGUUGGAGAAUCUUCAGAGGGUAAAACUAUGCCAAAAAAUCUGAAAAACUCUGAUGCUAGCGAAAAGUCAACUAUAUAUCCUGAACGGAAGACAGUUCAAGCAGGAAAUUCAUCGAAGGCUGAGGUCCAAUACCAAGCUUCACGCCCAUCAUUUGAUAGUCAAAAGGCCUCUACAAGCUCCAUUGGUGGGCAUGCUGACCAUACACAAGGAACUUCAAGAAUAGAAAAUUCAACUGCAUCACAGGUUGGACGCCAGACUUCAGAACCAUCAUUUGAUAGUCGCAAGGCUUUUACAGGCUCUAUCAUAGAGCAUGCUGAGAAUUUACAGAAAACUUCAAGAGAACAAAAUUCAACAUCAUCACUGGUUUCUGGUUCACAACCUUCGAAACCAGUCUCGAGAUUCAAAAUGCAGAGAAAGUAGCUGCAAUAUUUGGAAAAUGUUUAGGUUCUUUAAGUUGGCAAUGGUGAUGGCGUCCAUAUUCGGUCAAGGUCAACGAUGUCUUUGUAGAAUCAAAAGGGAAAGAGUUAUUGUAGGAUAAACCAAGAGGGAAAUGAGCAUCAAUGUUCAUUGGUAAAAGUGAACUGGGGGGGGGGUUUAGGAAUUGCUGAUGUUCCUGGACUAUGAUUACGAGUCAACAAAUUUUGCUACUAGUAUUUGCUCACGUGGAAUUGGGAACACAGACACUUUAUUAGCUAUAUAGAAUUUUCUUUUUUUUCGUAAUAAAAUAUAUAGAAUUUCUCGUAA